ACUGUCGUCAGAUGGCGCUGCAAGUCUUCCGUCUUAAAUUUAGCACACGCCCAAAUUCAACCUCCGACGCUGUGUGUGUGUAUUGCAGUUUGACAUUUUGCCGCCUGGUGUUCACUAUUGAGCUCGCCACUAGAUAGAUAGUUGACCUGGUUUUCUGUUGGAUUUACUGUGUCUAGAAUCUCCUUGAAUCCUCAACAUGAGUUGCUGUGCCGGAAUAGCCAGGGCGCUGCUCAUCAUCUUCAACAUUGUCUUCUGGUUGUCUGGUGGGGCGAUCCUUGGUGUCGGAAUCUGGUUUCUUGUGGACAAAAACAUCAGCAGUUACUUCACAGUGGUUGAUAUUGACACCAGCGACUCGUACUUCAAGUAUGCGGCGUAUAUCCUCAUCGCGUUUGGAGCCUUUGUAUUCCUUGUGGGAUUCUGUGGAUGUUGUGGUGCUAUCCGUGGCAGCAAGUGUCUCCUUGGCUUUUAUGUCUUCUUCCUCAUCAUCAUCAUCGGUGGGGAGGUUGCAGCUGCUGCUCUCAUGAUCCUCUACAGAAUUGAGGUCGAGAAAAAAAUUGACACAAUCUUGGAGAAAUCACUGAAAGAGAAGUACUCCAACAGUUCCACCUUGCGUGAUGCCUGGGGCUUCAUCCAGAUCAAGUUUGACUGCUGUGGUUACAGUGGACCUGAUGAUUACAUGGACAAUGCCUACCUGGUGAAAAAUAGCCUGAACAUCCCUCGAUCGUGCUGCGUACUGACUAACAAGGCCACCGCCAUGGAAGAAGUGAAAUCAGCCAGUCCAAAGAAUGCUUCCGAGUGUAACAGCAAGACUGUUGACUUCUACUAUAAUAAGGGCUGUAAGAAGACUCUCCUCGACAUGGCUCUCCAGUACACUAACAUCCUGAUCGGUGUGGGCAUCGGUGUUGCCUGUCUAGAGAUCUUUGGGAUUGUGUUUGCCAUCUGCGUGUGUCGACGUGUAGACAAGGACGAUUCCUAUCACUAAGGAUGAUAUAGACAAGAUGAUGCCCACCAGUGGUUACCAUGACAACACAGUCACUGUCGCCUUGACAUUUUGCACUCUUGGUCAUUUCAAACCUCAUUUAAAUUUGGUCAUUUCUCAUAUAGAAAAAAUAAGGAUUUCAUAAAAAAUAGCUUUUCCAUAUUUUGCCAUUAACUAUUUUAAUUACAUCAUCAGAACAUGGAAUAGCUGGAUUAUUUGUGUCUAGAAUGUUUUCACAUUUUUCAUUACAUUAAUGAUCCUGGUUAUUUUCCAUCACCCAUAUUUGGUAUUUGGCAAUUUAAAAAAAAAAAGAGCUGAAGGGAACUUUCACAUGUUUCCUGUAAAGAAUCAUGAGUUUGUAACAAAUUUCAUAUGUCGUGUUGUUUCUGUGGAUUUAAAAAAAUCAGUUCUGAUGUUUUGUCUGCUGAAAAUACAUCUCUGUCAAAGUGACGAAAGGUUGUGCGAUUGAAUUAAGUGACUGUUUUGUCUGAAAUGUGAUCUUCAGAAUUUAAAGGAUUUACGGAAUUGUUGGCUUUCAGCUGAAUAACUAUUCCUAUAUUGUUGUUUUUUUUUCCAAGAAAAUUAUUGAUAUUGUCAAAUUUAUUACAUAUAUAUUUAACAUUGGUGGUAGUUGAUUAUACUUUCCACCCUGGUAUGGGCCACUGCCAGGCCUAAUUGAAGAAAAUCAAUCAAGUGUACAGUAUCCAGGGCUCUUCUGAUGAUGCAAUAUUUGCCAGCUAUCAGUUGAAUAUUAAUUCCAGUCUAUUAAGUGAUGGCAAGAUCAUUAAGAAAACCAAAGAAAGGUCUAAAAUGUUGAAAUGGAUAGCACCCUGAGAAAUUUGAAUCUCAAGUAUAUGUAAAGUAUUUUUUAAACAACAUGUUUCAAAUAGAUCUGAGUGUCUUGGGAAGUGUAACCAACUUUGUUAGUGACAUUUGUCUCGUUGAAGGAGACCAAAUUUUUGUCUUUAUAUAGUUACAAAUAAUAUUACAAUGUUCUAUAUAUUUCUAGUGGUUUGUAUUGUUGUCCAAGGUCAUCAAGUUCCUUUGUGCGUGUAUGUGCCUAUUGUGGUUUUGAAUGUGUGACUAGAAGUUAUAACAUGUAUAUAUGAGUUUUAAAUAUUAAAUACGUUUGUAUUGGUCCUGCUGUAUAUGAAAUAGUAACUCAUAUUAUUCUAAAAAUCUUAAAGGAAAACUGGUUGACCUAAGAUCUAAAAAAUGUACUUUUAUUUUUACAUAAAUGUACAGAUUUUUUCAUUCAUACGAUCAUGUCACAGUAACUAAGAGAGCGAGUGUGGGAAAUAAACCAAUCGUUCGUAUUUAUAUAUAAAACUCCCAACUUCCUAAGCCAUACCUCUGGUAAAAAAAUGUAAAAGAACAAUUCGAAAACAUCAUCUCUUUUCUCUAUUUUAAAUGUGUAUUGUUUGUGUAAACCUGUACCAGUAUUUUACCUGUGAUUAGCCAGCUUUAAAAGGUGCCACCUCCAUGUAAACAAUUUUACAUAAAGGUUAAUGGGUGAAUAUAUCUUAUUUGAUAUGGAAUCUAUUACACAAGUUCAAUAAUUUGGUAUGUCAUAAGCCUUUAGGCGAGUUAUAUAAAAAAAAAAUUAUUGAGUUCAAUAUAUUCCAUAUUACACCGCCACAAGUUUAAGAUUCAGUUUAUCACAUAACUUGUAUUUAUAAAAAUAUAAAUAAAAUCUUUCAAAUUUAUUUCUAUAUGAGACAAACACAUUUUGACAAGUAAGAGUUUCUCUGUAGAGACAAUCAUGCGAUGUCACUAAUACAUUGUGUCUUCAUAAGUAAUGGUCAUGUCAGAAUAGUGUUAUUACACGCGUCUUACAAUAUUUAUGACAUGUGAUAAAAUUAACAUACACACUUUCUAAUGUUUUGGAAUUCCCAUGAGGUAGACUGCACUUUUAAUAGAAAAAGCGCAUUGAUUAAACUAUUCUAUUUUUAUCAAGAAUCUCUCUGUAAAAUAGGGAUAAUAGGCGUGAAUUCAUGCACAGCUGAAACUAAAUCUUUAGGAGCAUGUCUUUUAGUAAUGGCCUACUACAGUUGCUUGUUUUUGGAACAUCCUUGGGCCAAUUCCUGGUUCAUUUUACCUGAUGACCGAUCCGGAAGGACUGUCGAGGCUAAUCACAGGUCUAUACUAAAAUACAUGUCAGGUUGAUGGAGUACACAUUCAUCUCAUUACAUUGCCAUAUUGCUAUAAACUUCAUUUGAAAUCUUUCCAACACAUUUCUGCCAUAUAUGGGUGUAUUGUAAUGUACAUAGCAAGCUUCAUAUUGGAACAUAAAGCUGUGAUUUACAGCGUCAAAUGUAGAAUAUUUUAUGUAAUAAUAGAUAUGAAUUUUUUUAUUAUUACAAAAUGUAUUUUAUAAUUUUUGGUCUCGUAGCACAGUUGUUUUUUGUUAAAAUUGAUAUUUUUGUAUGGUAACGUUAUGUCUUUGUCUCGUUGAUAUCAUUGUUCUAUGAUAACAGUGUUGACUUUAAAGUUUGCCCCGUUUAACCCCCGUUAUAUUUACUCUAAAAGGUGUGUACAAUAUUUAUAUAUUACUGUUAGAAAAUCUGAUGCAUAAUAUAAUGAAACAAGUAGUUUUGCUCAUAACAUUAUUAAGUAUUAUUAAAUGUUAUUUAUGAUUGUUUAUAGAUCUUAAUAUAUAGUAUAUCUAACCUGAACCACAACAGUAACUGUAGUACUGAUUUGUUCAUACGGUAUCUCUGUCAUGUCACCAGCAAAUAUUUACUGACAGUUAUAAUUACUCCCCAGAGACAUAAAAAAAGUCGCAAAGUUGCAAGUGUCUGCAGGGGAUAAUAAUGUAAACUUUGCAAAAAUAUAAAUAAAUAAAAAUUACCAUCAUAAAAAAAAAACUCAAGUUUUGAGACAUUUAACAAGUCAGAUAGCGGAUUUUUUUAGAUCCUUUUUUAGAUAUUUAACACCUCAAAAAAAUACUGUGAAGUUUAAAGAAAUUUAAUUUUAAACCUGAAUGAAUAACAAUUUCAAUUGAUAACCACUCAAGUGAUAACUGGGUUUCUGGAGAUAUUUCUAUGAACUUUGAAAAACGUGUUUUAUUUUAAAUCGGAUCAAGCCUGUAAAGUACUGUGGCAUUGAGACCAGUGACACUACAACUACCAGGGAUACGUGGAUGUUCUUUAAAUCUUUUUUAUUUUGUUGUAGCAGCAUCUUUGACUGAUGGAGAUAGCUUCAUUGACAGAUGGAGAUAGUGUAUUUUAGAAAUGCAUGACUUUCAGGUUAAGCCUGCUAAUUAAGCAGUAAAUUAAGUGACACAGUUUUAUAUAAAUACUGCUCGUUAAAAUGUUUACAAGGUUUAAUUUUUUAACAAAACAAAAUGAAAACAAAUGAGUUUACUUAAAUUUGAUAGAAAUGAAAAUGAUUCUAUUGAAGUUGUAUAUGUUGAGCUGAUUAUAUAGGGCGGACAUGCAAAUUUGAAAAUGUAUGGAAGUCUGUAGCUACCUCAAAUGCUGAAUUCUUGUCCAAACUUCUCCAAAAUUGUAAUCACCUUGUUGGUAGACGCUGGUUUCAAGAAAUUUUGGGAAUUUUUCUAUUUCUAAAUGUAUUUCAACAUAUUAUGCAAAAAUAUAAAUGGUGUUCUGGCUUACUGAAGUAUAUAUGUUGAUAAUUUGAAAUUAAAGUUCAUAUAACAGAUGUUUAAAUGUAAUAACAAGCAGCAAAUUAAAGAAAUGUACUCCGGAUAAUAUCCCUGUUAAAAACUGAAAUUAUAUUAUUUUGUGGAAGAAUAAAAAUGUGGUUAGUUACUAAUACAUAAAAAAUUUGUAUUAUCUUGCCAUUCCUUACAGAAAUUAACUUAUUCAAGUUCACACUAAACCUUUUCUACGAUGUGGACGGUUGUGUAGAUACUUAUUAUAGAGCCUGUACAUUAUGCUAGAUACAAGCGUAUAGUGUAAAACCGCUUUGUGUGUAACAGUGGUUGUCAUUGUCUGUGGUGUAACCUGAUCCCAUUGUUUAGGACCUUUCUGUCUUGGUUGUCAGGGUACUUUGUACACUUCACUAGCACUGUCCAAACCUACAGGCAUCAGACAUUUUAUUUUGGUAUGCACAGUUGUCAAACUAGACAGGUUUUACAAUGUUGACAAGUUGUGAAAUAGUAUAAAGGUAAAAGUUCAGCAAAUACAGGCUUCCAGAAUAUAAAGGGUUAAUUUAGAUGGGUUUAACUACACCAUAUCUAUUUGCUUAAGUUAGCAUUUAGCAAUUUUAUGAAUAUACAUUACACAUCAACACAAUCAAUAGUAAAUUGAUAUCGGGCAUGGAAUUUCUAUAAAUAGAAUAAUAAAACAGAAUCACAUUAACAUAUAUGUCUGUUCGUCUACUACAUUGUAUGUCUAAUUUGAAUUAUAUCGAUACUUUUUUUGUAUAUAGUGUAAGUGACACCAAACUAGGUUACCAGCUGAAUUAGGGAAUAAUUCUGAUUUAUUACUGUCAUAACUAUGACAUAACACCAAUACCAAGAAGCACUUCUGACUAAGUAAUAAAUAUCCAAAUAGUGCUAAAAUUAAACGAGAUAUAAAUUACAUGUAUAUCUACAGUAGGGCAACAGAGGAAAGUAUUUAAUUACAGACUAUCAAAUAAUUGUCAGGUGUGGCCUUCUAAGGAUCACUUUCAAAUUGAUAUUAAUGAAUUAUUUCCCACCGUUGUUUUGAUUUUUUGUUUUGUUUUGAUUAUGGUGUAUAGUGUAAACCUAUAAAAGGUCAUGCAUGAAUGAACACCACUGAACGGGCUGAAUUGUUUUUCUAAUUAAAACCAAAGUCAUAGAUAGUUAAUGUUUUCAAAACCAAAUAUUAUGUUAUAAAACUUUAAACUGUCUAGUGUUAGUACCACAGUAGUAUUUUACUAGUACAGGGCCGGUUUUGCUUUGACCGGUUGCACUUGUUAGACCAGAGUUGUUCGUUUAUGAAAUAAAGACAGACCUGGUGAUCCAAAGGAGGUAAUUUGACCAAAGUCUAUGUACCAUUUAAUAUUUUGGAUACAUGUUUAAUUCACCUAGGAUGAAACAACACAUGUGCAACUAGUAUUUUUUUCUAAUGUAAUAAAAUGCUUCAGUACACGGUUCUUUCUUUCAUUAAAUAUGUUAAAGAUCAUACAGUUCAAUACAAUGUACUCUUUUUUUUUUUUUUUUUUUUUUACAUAAUUAUACUUCUUAAUUGUUUAUUCUCGGUUGUAUUCAAGGGAUAAGUAUUUCAUGCAUAAUCCAAUAAUUUGCACCAUUGUGUUGUAGAUCAUCAGUUGGGUGGCGACUCCUUGUCUCAGUUAUUGUGUAAUAGGCAAUUCACCGAACCAUACGGCUCAAAAAAAUUAAAUAUUCCUACAUUUAUUUUUAUGUUAUUGUGUGUUUUUGUUAUUUUUUUUUUUGCUAUAUAUUAACAAAUACUUGUCUCAGUCUGCAUUAAGAUAGAAAAAACACAAACUGCACUUGAAACAUAAUAGUUAAAAAGGAAGGAAUAAAAACGGUGCCUUUGACCCACUGAUCUAGUCGACAGUUUCAUAGUAUUUUAUAUGUGACAUUGUAUAGCUUUAGUUAUCAAACUCUGCUGUGUCCUGUUUUAAUAGCUGAAUGACUUCAAAUUUGAGCGAAAAUUGUAUUUUAUUCAAAUUCAAUGUUAAACAGGAUAACUGUCAGAUAUAAAAUUGAGAAAAAUGAAUUCUACAAAAUUUUUAAUGAAAGCAAAUGCAUUAAUGAAUGGGAGGAAUGUCAUCAUAGUUUGGUUUCUGUAUAAAAUUUGGUUUUAUUGAAAUAAGACCAACAUAAAAUAUCUUUAAUUAUUCUUUGGUCAAGUAAAAUCAAGAAAUCAAGAAAAUCAAGAAUUUUAAAAUCUAAGCUGUUGAAGAGGGAUGCAGACGAGUAGAGAAUCAGCAUUUCUCUUAAAGUGUGGUGAAAGAUUUUAAGCAUCAUUAUAUAAAUAUCCCCUUAUAUUUUGUCUGCAUGAUAGUUAUAAGAUGAAAAUUAAUUGCAAUUGCAUGUAAAAUAGUAGCUUUUAGACGGAUGUAUGUGUUAUUCUCAAUUUGUUGAAAGCUGUAUUUGUCAUCAUCAGAUAGUAUAAAAACAUUUGCUGCUGCUGGUGGCAUUUAACUUCAAUCCAUAUUCACAAUUUUAAAAAAAACAAAUAUGAAAAAUAAAUGAAAACAAGAUCUGAUGAAACUUUGGAAUAGAAAGUGAAUUAAAAAAAAAACCCUCUUACACAGUUAGUCCUAUGGAAUAUAUAAUCUGACUACAUGGGUUUAAUAUAUAUACGUACAUGUAUGUAUGUGUGAUCAAAACACUAUUCCUUGUCCGUACAUUUGGUUGUAUUCUGCACCAGUGGUCGAGCAUGUCUCCUAUCGACUGUUUGGGUUUGCAACCUGUAUACUAACUGUAGGUGUUCAUAUACAUCAUUCCAGGUAUUUUUACAUGUAUUCUUUUGAGAAUUCAGGAAUAAAACCUUUUUUUUUAGAAUAUUAA
Molecule: messenger RNA, 7451 nt
Organism: Pecten maximus
Lineage: Eukaryota; Metazoa; Mollusca; Bivalvia; Pectinida; Pectinidae
Product: CD82 antigen-like
Exons: 9
Coding region: 197-982 (261 amino acids)
Cellular component (GO): membrane
Source: RefSeq, a predicted model, not a curated record